Pygocentrus nattereri (red-bellied piranha) is the source of this 2610-nucleotide messenger RNA. Its product is annotated as protocadherin beta-16-like. NCBI's taxonomy places the organism in Eukaryota, Metazoa, Chordata, Actinopteri, Characiformes, Serrasalmidae. Gene Ontology annotation, molecular function: calcium ion binding. Gene Ontology annotation, biological process: homophilic cell-cell adhesion. The transcript has 2 exons. Gene Ontology annotation, cellular component: plasma membrane. The coding region runs from base 130 to 2610 and encodes 826 amino acids. The record is from RefSeq and is a predicted model, not a curated record.
AAUACAGAUCUCUCUUAUUCGAUGUAGGAGCGUUGGUGUCUAAGACUAGCUGGAUUUCGCGAAGGAUUUUUUUUAUUAUUCCAAAAUCGUUUCUAUCGUAGCGUUAAGUCCGAACUCUGGAUUUUCAAGAUGGAUUGUUUGCGCUCGCGGUAUGAUGGUCACGGUCGUCGAAAGACGGCUCAGCCAAAAUGGCAGACCGUGUUUUUCUUUCUCUGUGUUUACGGGAUGGACGUCGUCUUUUGCCAAGCGCGCUAUUCCAUCCCGGAGGAGAUGCCAGAGGGAUCCUUUGUGGGCAACAUCGCCAAGGAUCUGGGAAUCGAGAUAAGUAGACUGAUUUCGGGAAAAGCUCGCGUUGUAACAAAGGGCGGUCGCCAGUAUGUGGAACUGAGCAGAGACAAAGGCGCUCUGGUAGUGAAGGAGAGGAUAGACCGAGAGGAGCUCUGUAAGCAAACAACGCCCUGCAGCUUCAGCUUUGAUCUGAUCAUUGAGAACCCGAUUCAGCUUCAUCGAAUCACAGUUGAGGUGCAGGAUAUAAAUGACAAUGCGCCAAUAUUUCCUAAAGGUGCCGUCAACCUGGAAAUUAGCGAAAAUACAGUAUCUGGGGCACGCUUCCCCUUAGACAGCGCUGUAGAUAUGGACGUAGGUAUCAAUGGAAUUCAAAGUUAUGCACUUUCUCCCACCGAUAACUUCAAACUAGAAAUAAAUAGCCAGUCAGAUGGAAGCAAACAUGUAGAAAUGGUUUUGCAGGGUGAACUUGAUCGGGAGGAACAUGAUGAGCUAUAUUUAGUUCUAAUAGCGUCCGAUGGAGGAUCGCCUAGAAAAUCUGGCACAGUUCGAAUCCAUGUUACUGUACUAGAUGUCAAUGAUAACGCUCCGGUGUGUAAGCAGGCUGUGUAUAAAAUUGAUGUCAUGGAAAAUUCUCCAGUUGGUACUGUGUUAACGACUGUAAACGCUGUCGAUGCUGAUGAAGGAAUAAAUGGACAGAUCUCAUACUCUAUUGCUCAAGCUAGCAAGGAGGCAAGGGAAUUAUAUGAAAUAAAUCAAGUUACAGGAGAAAUUACAACAUUAAAUAGUUUAGAUUAUGAAGAUGAAAGAAGUUAUAUACUAAAUAUAAAGGCAAAGGAUAAAGGAGGUCUAGCCAAUACGUGUAAAGUGGUCAUAGACGUUGUUGAUGUGAACGAUAAUCCUCCCACCAUUCAGCUCAUGUCAUUUUCUAACACCAUCGCUGAGAAUUCUCCAGUAGGAACCACCGUAGCUGUUAUUAAUGUAGAGGACGCAGAUUCUGGUCAAAACGGAGUCGUGCAGUGCAAAAUAAAUGAACAUAUACCGUUUAAAAUAGAGUCAUCACUCACUGAUUACUAUGCACUGGUAACUGAUGAAAUUCUUGAUCGAGAAAAUAUUGCAGAAUAUAACAUCACCAUAUUGGUCAGCGAUCAGGGAAGUCCAGCUCUACACAGUAAUAAAACACUAACUGUUAAGAUUUCAGAUGUGAAUGAUAACGCACCCGUUUUCGGUUCUGAUCAGUUCAGAACCUUUAUUACUGAAAACAAUUCACCAGGUGUGGCUGUGCGGACCGUUAAAGCAGGCGAUGCUGACUGGGGCCCAAACGCGCGAUUGUCGUAUUUCUUGGAGGACAGUGACGUAAUGGGCAACCCAGUCAGUUCUUUGGUGUCCAUUAAUUCAGAUAGCGGAGUUAUACAUGCUGUGAGGUCAUUUGAUUAUGAACAGAUGAAGAGUUUGACCUUUAACGUGACAGCGCGAGACGGUGGAUCCCCUCCAUUAAGUUCUGAAGUUAUGGUGACGAUCAUUGUUCAAGACCAGAACGACAACGCUCCUCAGGUUCUGUACCCAGUACAGACUGGUGGCUCUGUGGUGGCUGAGAUUGUGCCUCGUUCAGCAGAUGUUGGCUAUCUGGUCACCAAAGUGGUGGCUGUUGAUGUGGACUCUGGACAGAAUGCCUGGCUCUCCUACAAACUCCAGAAAGCCACAGACAGGGCGCUGUUUGAAGUGGGCCCACAGAAUGGAGAGAUACGGACUGUGCGCCAGGUCACUGAUAAAGAUGCAGUGAAACAGAAGCUCACUGUUGUUGUGGAGGAUAACGGACAGCCGUCUCGCUCAGCUGUAGUGAACAUCAAUGUAGCUGUAGCGGACAGUUUCCCUGAAGUGGUCUCGGAGUUCUCGGACUUUACGCUCAGUAAAGAAUACAACGAUAACCUGACUUUUUACUUAGUUUUAGCUCUGGCUGCUGUUUCUUUCCUGUUCAUCACUACUGUAGUAGUUAUAAUAUCAGUGAAGAUCUACAGAUGGAGACAGUCUCGUAUUUUCUAUCAGUCCAGUCUCCCAGUUAUUCCAUACUAUCCACCCGGUUACGCAGACACAGGAGUUACUGGAACUCUGCCGCACAUGUACAAUUAUGACGUCUGUAUGACGACCAACUCGAGGAAAAGUGACUGUAAAUAUUCUACACUUGGUGGUCAGAGUGUUUUAGUGGUGGACCAGAGUUUCUCAGAGACUCUGCAGCGCGCGAUGAAGGAGAAGGAAUUCCUGGAAAAUGCAGAAUCUCCGGAAAUGAGGAACAUCGUCAUAGUCCCUCCUCCGGUCUCACACUGA